GGAGCCAGAAGCUUCCUACAGCUCUCCCACCUGGUGCAGGGACUCAGGUCCUCAAUCCCUCUCCUUUUCUCUACUUUCCCUGUCUAUAAACAGGGAGCUCAGUUGGGAGCUCGAUUAACAGCUGCGUCUAGAAACAGCACCCAUAUGGCUUUGUCUUAACAUGCCUUAGUGCUGGUCCCAUGCUUACCUUUUCUUAAUGUGAAUAACUUUAAUGCUUAUAUAUUCUCUGUCUAUUAGAACAAACAUUUUGUGGUGUUAAUCACUUUUCUGAUUGUUUAAAUUUUGGAAUGAAGGAGAUUUUGUAAAUUAGUGAUCUCCAAUAACAUUUGAUAAUUACAUUCUUUUCUUCAUUUGCAGCAAAAUGUUUUGUGCUCUUUUAAAAUGAAUUCCAGAUCUGAGUAAUAAUCACGUGGAUGUUUUCUUUGUGACUUUAUUCACUCUUACACAUUGCUAGUAAAAAAUUACAAAUUGAUGCAACUGCAAAACAAUUUAGUAAUUUCUCAAGAUUGAAAUAAUACUAGCUUGUGACCCAAUGAUUGCAUUCUCAUGGUUGUAUGCAAGAUAAUUGAAAAGAUGUAUUCAUAGUGAUACCUGAAUGAGAAUGUUCAUAGCAGCAUUGUUCAUAAUAGCCUCAAAAAAAAAACUUGAAUGUCUAUCAACUUGUAAAUAAUAAGCAAAAAUGGUUCUCACACUAGAGUAUCAAUCAGCAACAAAAAGGGAAUGGUAUGAUGAUACAUGCUAGGACAUGAAUACCCCUCCCUUCAUGGUCAGUGAAAGAAACCAGUCACAAAGCAAGGUUUAUUGCAUGACUUCUUUUUCUAUGAAUGUGCACAAUAGGCAAACACAUGAUGACAUGAUUGCCAGACGCUAGAGUGAAGGGAACAGAGAAUGGGGAGUUACUGCCAGUGUAGAUCAGAUUUCUUUUUGAGGUGAUAAGAAUAUCAUAGUUAUUGGAUAGCAUUGUGAAUAAAGUAAGACUACUGAACUAUAUGCUUCUAACUAUAUAUUGUUACAUGAAUUGUAUUUCAUUUUUGUUUAAAAGGGUUUUGUACUCCAAGGUUAAAAAGUUUUACGUGAUGUUGUAUUCUUCCUAUGAAAAUUAAGGCAUUUUGUCUUAUGUGGCUUUUCCCCUAGCAUGAUGAUCGUGUCUGGACAGAUCUUAUUUUGUGUAGAAGUAGUUUGAUUUCUGUUUUGCCUUUAUUCCUGUUGAGUGACUUUGGUGUAGUCCUCAGCAACAUUGCCAACCUUGGAAGCUUUUGAACUCUUACCUCUGUGUCCCUGUUGUGGUGUGGUUUUCUAUGAUUGCCAACUUGAAUAUAAUCCCUGUGUCUUUCCUUUUAGGUACUUCUGCAAGGAUUCUGGUAGAAUCACUCCUGCUCAGGCUGAUGGUGGCAGAGUCUGCACAGAACUAUGCUUCGAGGUUUUCUAGGAAAAACCUUUCGGCUUCUUGGCUAUACAAUUCAGUAUGGCUGUAUAGCUCAUUGUGCUUUUGAAUACGUUGGUGGUGUUGUUAUGUGUUCUGGACCAUCAAUGGAGCCUACAAUUCAAAAUUCAGACAUUGUCUUUGCAGAAAAUCUUAGUCGACAUUUUCAUGGCAUUCACAGAGGUGACAUUGUGAUUGCAAAAAGCCCAAGUGACCCAAGAUCAAAUAUUUGUAAAAGAGUGAUUGGCUUGGAAGGAGACAAAAUCCUCACCACUAGUCCAUCGGAUUUCUUUAAAAGCCAUAGUUAUGUCCCAACAGGUCAUGUUUGGUUAGAAGGUGAUAAUCUACAGAAUUCUACAGAUUCCAGAUACUAUGGACCUAUUCCAUAUGGACUAAUAAGAGGACGGAUCUUUUUCAAGGUACAGUUGUCUUGUUCAUUGUAUUCUAUCCAAAUAAACUUUGAAAUCUUUAGGCUGUCAGUGAACUUAACAAUUGGAAUGAUGACAUUUUAUGAACAUGUUGGCAUUUUCUCAAUAUCUAUGUACCAAACAUUACAACCCACCUUUCCCUGCACUCAUAUACAGAUAGGUAAUUGAAUAACUUUUUGAUAC
Ochotona curzoniae (black-lipped pika) is the source of this 2034-nucleotide messenger RNA. RefSeq names its product inner mitochondrial membrane peptidase subunit 1 (gene IMMP1L). Gene Ontology annotation, cellular component: mitochondrial inner membrane peptidase complex; membrane. Gene Ontology annotation, molecular function: serine-type endopeptidase activity. The transcript has 5 exons. The record is from RefSeq and is a predicted model, not a curated record. Lineage: Eukaryota; Metazoa; Chordata; Mammalia; Lagomorpha; Ochotonidae. Bases 1411 to 2019 code for a protein of 202 amino acids.